AUGUCUCUCCCCAUUCCACGGGCCCUUCCACGGUCCGUUUGGCGGUCCUAUGGCACCGUCCAAGGUCCCCCCAGCGCUACCUCACUCGCCAGCCGCAUCCCCAAUGUCCUCAUCGAGGCAACAGCUGCCACCGCCCCCCGCACCAACUGGACCCGCGAUGAAGUCAAUCAGGUCUACAACACCCCGCUGAACCAGCUCACAUAUGCAUCUCAAGCACUUCACCGUAAAUUCCAUGACCCAUCCGCUAUCCAGAUGUGCACCUUGAUGAACAUCAAGACCGGCGGAUGCAGUGAGGACUGUUCAUACUGCGCCCAGUCCUCACGGCACAACACCGGCCUAAAGGCAACUAAGAUGAGCCCCGUGGACGAGGUACUCGAGAAAGCCCGCAACGCCAAAGCCAACGGUAGCACCCGAUUCUGCAUGGGUGCCGCCUGGCGCGAUAUGCGCGGCCGCAAAACCAGUCUCAAGAACGUCAAGCAGAUGGUAUCGGGUAUCCGUGACAUGAACAUGGAGGUCUGUGUCACACUGGGCAUGAUCGACCAGGAUCAGGCCAAGGAGCUGAAGGAGGCCGGUCUCACCGCAUACAACCACAACCUCGACACCUCGCGCGAGUUCUACCCCACCAUCAUCACCACUCGCUCGUACGAUGAGCGUCUGCGAACCCUGGACCACGUCCGUGAUGCCGGUAUCAACGUUUGCUCCGGUGGUAUCUUGGGUCUAGGCGAGACGGAUGCCGACCGCGUUGGCCUUUUGCACACCGUUUCCAGCUUGCCUUCCCACCCUGAAUCCUUUCCCGUUAACGCUUUGGUGCCGAUUCCCGGAACACCUUUGGGAGAUCGAAAGAUGAUUCCGUUUGAUCGCUUGCUGAGAACUAUCGCCACCGCUCGGAUUGUGAUGCCCGCUACCAUCGUUCGUCUUGCUGCCGGUCGCAUUGCUUUGACCGAGGAGCAGCAGGUUGCUUGCUUCCAGGCCGGUGCCAAUGCUAUCUUCACCGGUGAGAAGAUGUUGACCACCGAUUGCAGUGGAUGGGAUGAGGACAAAGCGAUGUUUGACCGCUGGGGCUACUACCCCAUGAAGAGCUUUGAGAAGCCGGAAGUUCCUGGUGCCGAGAAGAAUACCGUGACCCCACCUCCAACUGCCGAGAAAACAGCUGCGCCGGUCGCAGCUAGCGCAUAG
Molecule: messenger RNA, 1176 nt
Organism: Penicillium verhagenii
Lineage: Eukaryota; Fungi; Ascomycota; Eurotiomycetes; Eurotiales; Aspergillaceae
Product: biotin synthase
Exons: 2
Coding region: 1-1176 (391 amino acids)
Biological process (GO): biotin biosynthetic process
Cellular component (GO): mitochondrion
Molecular function (GO): biotin synthase activity; 2 iron, 2 sulfur cluster binding
Source: RefSeq, a predicted model, not a curated record